Molecule: messenger RNA, 3400 nt
Organism: Pyricularia grisea
Lineage: Eukaryota; Fungi; Ascomycota; Sordariomycetes; Magnaporthales; Pyriculariaceae
Exons: 4
Coding region: 824-3016 (730 amino acids)
Molecular function (GO): carboxypeptidase activity
Source: RefSeq, a predicted model, not a curated record
UAUUCUGUCAAGGUACGAAAAGAUCUGGCUCAGAAUGGAUGCAGCAUUACUUGGGACUAAUCCAGACUAGACUUAGAACUAUUCUAGAUCUAACAAGUAUUUUCUGAACUGUUAUACCGUACAUAGUAAAUUGAUUUGCACCGAGGGUACAAAGUGCGGGGGAAGAGGUGGAGGCCAUCUUUCUUCCCCCUCAUUUAUCAUCGGCUACAACAGUGCGAUCGUCGUAACCGAUUAUCUCGAGUUUAUCUAGACUAGAACUUGUCUUUGUCGGUCUUGAUCUCUCCACAAAACCAUGAUUGUUUUUCUUGCUUUCAAGUUUUAAAGUUCACGUAUCGUCGCAACGAAAGAUGAUCAAGACAAAGAAACCACAGACGUUGUUGUUGUACGUGAUAAACUAUCAAGAUCAAAAUCAAAACAAAAUCAACAAACCAUCUUACCCCCAACCAUGACUUCAUCUCAUGCCAACCGGCUUUGUUAUCGCAAUGCAGAUUCCAUCACCAGCUUCCUCUUUUGGAAAUGGUCCUUUCGAACAGAACCCUGACAAUGAUGGCGACGACCCGAGAAAUAUGCAGCACUUUAGCAGCGGUCAGCGUAUACUUGCAUGUCUUGGCGGUAACAUGACGAAAUUUAGUCAUGUUGUCGUAUCUUUCGCCCAUGGAAUGAAUUCAAAGGAGAUUUUAUAAGUGUACGACGACAUUUUAUAGGCAAGACAAACAUGCGCUCAGCCAUCCCUUUGUGCUACGGUCUUGCGCUUAUGAUCCCAUAAACGUGUAGUCCACGGGGCUGUUAACUUCAUAUCCUGGAAAAAAUUCGACACCAAAACAUGGCGAGCGUCAAGACACUCGUCGCCACACUGGCCACAGCGACCAUGUGCGUCCAAGCUUGCCUACAAGACAGCCAUGAGAUCCAGCGCCGCACCGAGCGCCGGCUCUCUCGUGGAUCGGCAUCGUCCAACCUGAUCAGGCGGGCCUCUGUGACAUCUCCGCCUGUCCUAACAGAAACGGAACGCAUCCUCGUCGACUCGUUCGACAACAGCAGCAUCGCAGAGUGGUCGUACUACUACAGCUCUGGCAUGCGUCUGGCCGGCUCCAACAGGUCGCAGGCCGAGUGGACGCGGCAGAUGUGGCAGGGCGCCGGGCUCGAGGUCCAGAUCGCAGAGUACUGGAUCACGUACACUGAGCCCAGUCAGAGCUCGCUGCGUCUGCGAAGGCCGGAUGGGUCGGCGCACAUCGCACAGCUGAGGGAGGAUGUGUUGGAGGGAGACGAACAGACGGCGAACCCGGAUGAGAAGAUUGCGUUUCAUGCGUUGUCCGGCAGUGGAAAUGUCAGCGCAGAAUAUGUUUAUGUUAGACGUGGCACCCGCGGCGACUUCAAGCGCCUCGUAGACCUCGGGGUUGACCUCAAAGGCAAGAUCGCCCUGGCGCAGUACGGCGGGACUAACCGCGGCGUCAAGAUCAAGAACGCACAGGAGAACGGCAUGGUCGGAACCGUGCUCUACACGGACCCGCUCGAAGACGGCCAGGUCACCGAGGCCAACGGCUACAAGCCCUAUCCCGACGGGCCAGCCCGACAUCCUUCGGCCAUCCAGCGCGGCUCGACCCGCUGGGCGUCGCUGUCCUUUGGCGACCCGUCCACCAUCGGCUACCCGUCGCUCCGGGACGCUCCCCGCGGCGACAUCAGCGACCUGGGGCCCAAGAUCCCAUCCAUCCCCGUCAGCAUGCGCGACGGCCUGCAGCUGCUGCGGGCCCUCGACGGUCACGGCGUGUCGGGCACGGAAGCGAACCGCAGCAGCUGGGUCGGCGCCUUUGCAAACGUCAGCUACAGCAGCGGGCCGGCGCCGGGGGCCACGCUCGACAUGGUGCACUUUAUGGAGCGGAGGUUGGAGCCGGCUUGGGACGUCAUGGGCUACAUCAACGGCACUUCCGAGGACGAGUUUGUCAUUAUCGGGAACCACAGGGAUGGCUGGACGACGGGAGGCGCAGCGGAUGCCAUCUCGGGCGGUUCGAUCUUGGUUGAGAUGGCGAGGGCGUUUGGCAAGCUUAUCGAAGAGGGGUGGAAGCCACGCCGGACCAUCAUUUUUGGGUCGUGGGACGCAGAGGAGUUUGGGUUGAUGGGGUCGACUGAGUGGGUUGAAGACCACCUGCCCGAGCUGGUUGGUAAGGCCGUGGCGUACAUCAACCUAGACACUGCCGUCUCGGGACCAAGGACAGCUAUCACCGGAUCUGGAGAGAUUCAGACCAUUGCCAUUGAGCUGAUGAAGAAGGUGGCGUUUCCCGAGAGGUACGGCGUCGGCGAGACGCUGUACGACAUGUGGUACAAUAGCACCUCGGGAUAUGUUGGGCCGCUGGGGAGCGGGAGUGACUAUGCUGCAUUUUACCACAACGGCAUUAGCUCUAUGCAACAGCUCGAUAUAUCAGGAGGUCCAGGCAAGGGCGAUCCAGUUUACCAGUAUCACUCACUUUACGAUACGUACAACUGGAUGGCCAACUACGCAGACCCAGGCUUUCAGGUCCACAAAGCCAUGGGACAGUGGGUGACGUUGCUCAUGUACCACCUAGCCGACGACCCCCUGAUCCCAUUUGAUCUCCCCAACGCCGCCACCACCCUGCGCGUUCUAUUUGAAGACCUCGAAGACGACAUGGCAGAGCUCUUCCCGAGCAUCACCGACCUCGACCUAUCUCCUCUCUCUGACGCCAUCACCGUAUUCGAAACCGCCGCCGAGGCCAUCGACAAGCUCGCAACCCAAGCGCUGUCUCACAACGACACGGUACUCCUCGACGUCAUCAACUCCAAGUACCGCGACUUCAACCGGGGAUACGCCAGUCAGGGCGCCCUGCCGGGCCGUCUGACUUACAACAACAUCGUGAGCGCCCCUGGGCUUGACAACGGGUACGGCGCGAGCGUGUUCCCUGCCGUCGGGGACAGCCUGGACCAGGGGAACAGGGAACUGGCGGACGAGUGGAUAGUCAAGAGCGCGAAUGCCGUGCUGAGGGCUGCUGAGAUUUUGACGAUUUAGGCCCAGCACCUACGUAAUAGUAGUAAUUGUUGAUGAGGGUGUCUUUUUUUUUUCUCUCUCUCCGGCUUGGCAGGGAGAGGCUUGCGUGGUUACAAGACUAAACUACUCCGUUGGAACGUCACUAGUGGGUUGGCAUUUUUUUUUGGCUCAGAUCGUCCGCGUAUUCGCAUUCGGCCUUUGCAUCACCCUGGAGUUGACUUGUUCAAACGCCCACUAACAUCGCGGGUAAAUAUGGACUUUAAGCAUGGAUACCACUGAAACUUGAGUUAGUAUACUGCCGAGUAUAUACUGUCAUCCAACGUUUCUUUUUGUAACUACUCAUGUCUAGCUUUUCCAUGAUAACAUAAGAUCGAAUAUCUCUUUCUUGCCUGUCUAAGACUUCCC